Dendrobium catenatum is the source of this 991-nucleotide messenger RNA. Its product is annotated as phosphoglycerate mutase-like protein 4. Gene Ontology annotation, cellular component: cytosol; cytoplasm. The record is from RefSeq and is a predicted model, not a curated record. The transcript has 6 exons. Bases 177 to 875 code for a protein of 232 amino acids. Lineage: Eukaryota; Viridiplantae; Streptophyta; Magnoliopsida; Asparagales; Orchidaceae. Gene Ontology annotation, molecular function: phosphatase activity.
GGUUGCGAUCGUGGAACGCCGAGGUUACUCUACACUUUGGGUGGGGCGCUCGUGGGUCACUGCGCAGGUCUGCAGCAAACAUCCGUCUUUGGAUCAAGCGAUCAAAACAAUUUGGCCUCACAUCCUCUUCAAAUCCCUCGUUCCAAUCCAUUGUACCUUCAAUUCAUUGCUGGAAGAUGGCUGCCGCAGGCGAUUGCAACGGAUCAACUGCGAACUUCACAGAGGUCGUCCUUGUCCGUCACGGGGAGACAUCGUGGAAUGCAUCUCGAAUCCUACAGGGACACAUUGAUUCAGAACUUAAUGACAUUGGAAGGCAGCAAGCAGUUGCGGUGGCGUCUCAUCUGUCCAAGCAAGAGGAUUUUGUUGCCAUUUAUUCAUCUGACUUGCAGCGAGCUGCUGAGACUGCUGGUAUAAUAGCAAGCAGAUGUAAUCUACCUGAGGCAAUACUGGAUCCAUCUUUGAGGGAGAGACAUCUUGGGGAUCUUCAGGGUUUGACAAUGCGGGAUGCACAGAAACAGAAGCCAAUUGCUUACAAGCAUUUCUUGUCUGCUAAAAGAGAUCAAGAACUUCCUGGUGGUGGAGAAAGUCUUAUUCAACUACAUGAGAGAUGCACAUCUUUUUUGGAAAACUUGGCUAGGAAGCACGAAGGUGAGAGAAUCAUAGUGGUAACUCAUGGCGGGCUCCUGAGAGAGCUUUACAGGAGAGCUUGCCCAAUGGAGCCACUGAAUGGCAAGAUCAUGAACACAGCAGUUAGUGUGAUCCAUAUUCAUGAAAAUGGCCAAAACUGGACCAUUAAAAAGUGGGGAGAUGUGAGCCACCUUGAAGAGGUUGGAGCCAAGGAGGAUGCCUUUGGUGGUGACAAAACCUCUGGUUAGACUACCUGCUAGCAAAAUUAUGUUUUCUUAUUCUACUUGUGAAGAACAUUGAACUAGCUGAUCAAAUACUAUUAUAUUUGAAAUAUCUGGGACGUUUGGAGGUGUUCAUGUUUCAA